Messenger RNA from Pistacia vera, 983 nucleotides. Its product is annotated as RNA-binding protein 1-like. The coding region runs from base 226 to 951 and encodes 241 amino acids. Gene Ontology annotation, molecular function: mRNA binding. Lineage: Eukaryota; Viridiplantae; Streptophyta; Magnoliopsida; Sapindales; Anacardiaceae. The record is from RefSeq and is a predicted model, not a curated record. The transcript has 6 exons.
AUAGUGAGUGUUUCCUCGGGGUAAUUAAACCUAACUUUCUCACCAACAAUUGAGGAUCUUAUUGAUAGUUUCCAAAACAUUGGGGGAUUCGUAAGUCUGAUAUCUCAGGGUGUUCAUUUUUUUACCCGUAAAAGAACUGCCACUACCGCAUCCCGUCAUCCGGCGACCUCAAAUACCGGUAAAUAAACUGAGGAGGCGAGAGAGGAGGCGAGACUGACAGAAGCCAUGAGUGAUCCCUAUUAUCGAUACGAUGCCUCCGCAGACAGAGGCAGUGUUGCAAGGUCUAGCUUUCCUGGCUACUUGACUCCUAAGGCACCCUCUUUUGUUUCUCAUCAACCUUUGGGCUCUAGUGAUUUGCGAGUUGCUUCUGAUUUUCCACAGAGAGAAAUAAGUGCAGUGCGGCCUUCGCCAUAUGGCUUGGAUGAAACUGCAGGGAUUGGAGUUCAUCCUGAGCCUGUUAUGGGUGCAAUCACAGCAGGAGCUAGUGUAAAGGGCUACUCAUCUCCUCCACAAGAUCCAAGUUUAAUAGUUCAAAGACGGGAUGUUGCACUAGGCAUUGGUCCACCUAUUCCUGGUAGGAUUGAAAUGCCCAAUUCUUUGAGAAACGUUAAUGGUUCCCUGCUAAUAAAAGGAGAAUCAAACAUUCUGUUUGUUGAUGGACUCCCAACUGACUGUACCAGAAGAGAAGUAGCUCAUCUUUUCCGUCCCUUUAUUGGCUAUAGGGAAAUCAAAGUUGUUCACAAGGAGCCCAGACGUAGUGGAGAUAAGGCUAUGGUUUUGUGCUUCGUGGAGUUCAUGGACUCAAAGUGUGCUGUGACUGCUAUGGAAGCUCUUAAUGGUUACAAGUUUGAUGAUAAAAAACCUGAGUCCCCUACUUUGAGGAUCCAAUUUGCACAGUUCCCUUUCCGUCCAUCUGAUGGUGAUGAGCAGCGGAUUGGGAUUCCACGGUGAGUACUUGUGCAUGGUUGGACGACAAUCCAUUU